Anarrhichthys ocellatus (wolf-eel) is the source of this 1072-nucleotide messenger RNA. Its product is annotated as junctophilin-1-like. Gene Ontology annotation, cellular component: junctional membrane complex; endoplasmic reticulum membrane; plasma membrane. The record is from RefSeq and is a predicted model, not a curated record. The transcript has 6 exons. Lineage: Eukaryota; Metazoa; Chordata; Actinopteri; Perciformes; Anarhichadidae. The coding region runs from base 1 to 924 and encodes 307 amino acids.
AUGUCCUUUUACAUAUUAUAUUUGUGUCCUUUUUACAGGACGUCCCAUGCCCGGGCCAAAGCAGAGGCUGCAGACCAGGCUGCCCAGUCAGCCAGUCAGGACUCUGACAUUGCCAGGGCUGUGGCCAGAGAGCUCUCCCCGGGCUUCCACCAGCCAGGCCCGGACUACAUACGGCAGAAGUAUAAUGAGCCAGUAGAGGUGAAGGAGAUUCCUGUGGAGGAGAAAAAGGAGAAAUCUCCAUCAGGGAGCCCUCAUUUCUACCGGAAAGGCACAACACCCGACCCGUCUCCAUCUCCCAGCCCCACUGCUUCACCCACUGUUGUUAAAAAUACCUUGUUUAGCAGUAAGGCUACCGCCGCCGUCGCUCCAACGAAGCAUGCUGGGAAAGAGAACAAAACCCCGGCGGCUGAGUCUUUGACAGCAGGCAUAACAAAAGCAGCAUCAAAACUUUCUCUCAGACAGGAAGUGAGGCUGCAGGAGGCUCCUCCAGCGGUCAAACCAGCUGUUACCACAACAAUGAGCAGUUACCCCAGCAAUGGGCAGAUUCACUCCCAGUACCACGGUUACUAUGUCAAGGCAGACGUCAAGAUCCCGCCACCCGAGGAUCCGAUUGGUGUGGAGGAUGACUUUCACCCAUCAAGCCUGGCGCGCUUGCCGCCACCUGCCAAACAGAUUUGGGCACCCGGACCAAAGUCCCUGCCAGCCGCCAGCCCUUCACAAGAGGCCACCAAAGCGCCAGAGCCUGCCAAGCCAAAAAGACAGGAAUCAACCAAACCAAAGAGCCUUGCAGAAACCAAGAAAGCUAGUAUGGAUAUAGCUCCGGAAAUUGUAGUGGAGGAGUCGGGCCCGAACUCUAUCUUGGUGGCUCUAGUGAUGCUGUUGAACGUAGGUCUAGCAAUCAUUUUUGUCCAUUUCCUUACCUGACCAAAUCUGAACUCAGUGGACUCAUCCAAACUAGUCGCCCAAGUCACUAACUCUCCAUCAGCCAAAGGGGCCUUUUAAGAAAAUGGUGCCCCUCAGAAUGGCGGACAUGGGCAAAACGGAGGACUGAAAAUAGCCAAGUGAAGGUGGA